Ooceraea biroi (clonal raider ant) is the source of this 1826-nucleotide messenger RNA. RefSeq names its product glyceraldehyde-3-phosphate dehydrogenase 1. Gene Ontology annotation, molecular function: NADP binding; NAD binding; glyceraldehyde-3-phosphate dehydrogenase (NAD+) (phosphorylating) activity. NCBI's taxonomy places the organism in Eukaryota, Metazoa, Arthropoda, Insecta, Hymenoptera, Formicidae. Gene Ontology annotation, cellular component: cytosol. Gene Ontology annotation, biological process: glycolytic process; glucose metabolic process. The record is from RefSeq and is a predicted model, not a curated record.
AGUUUAUACUACCGGUCCGUGCCCUUCAAGUGACACUACCUUGUGGGCAACCGCAGUGGACGGAGCUGCUUGUUUCGUGUUGCGAUCAAGAGGACGACAUGAGCAAAAUCGGAAUCAACGGAUUCGGCCGUAUCGGCCGUCUCGUGCUGAGGGCUUCCCUGGAGCGAGGUGGUCAGGUCGUCGCUAUCAAUGACCCCUUCAUCGGUCUCGACUACAUGGUCUACAUGUUCAAGUACGACUCGACCCACGGUAGGUUCAAGGGAGAAGUCAAGGCGGAAGAUGGCUGCCUCGUCGUGAACGGCAACAAGAUCACCGUCUUCAGCGAGCGUGAGCCGAAGGCAAUCCCGUGGGCGAAGGCCGGCGCCGAGUACAUCGUCGAGUCGACCGGCGUUUUCACCAACAUCGAAAGAGCCUCCGCUCACAUAGAAGGCGGUGCGAAGAAGGUCAUCAUCUCCGCUCCAUCGGCUGACGCGCCGAUGUUCGUCGUUGGUGUCAACCUGGACACUUAUGAUCCAAGCCACAAGGUAGUUUCCAAUGCCUCCUGCACCACCAACUGCUUAGCGCCUCUCGCCAAGGUGAUCCACGACAACUUCGAGAUCAUCGAGGGUCUCAUGACGACCGUGCAUGCGAUCACGGCUACCCAGAAGACCGUCGAUGGACCGUCCGGCAAGCUCUGGCGUGACGGCCGUGGCGCGGCGCAAAACAUUAUUCCCGCCGCAACCGGCGCUGCUAAGGCGGUCGGUAAGGUCAUCCCGGCUCUCAACGGAAAACUCACCGGCAUGGCUUUCCGCGUACCCGUGCACAACGUCUCCGUGGUCGAUCUGACGGUACGACUCGCCAAGCCCGCCACUUACGACGCUAUCAAGGCUAAAGUAAAGGAGGCGUCCGAGGGCCCUCUGAAGGGUAUCCUAGGCUACACCGACGACGACGUAGUCUCGUCCGAUUUCAUCGGCGAUAAUCACUCGAGCAUCUUCGACGCCAAGGCUGGCAUAUCCCUCAACGACAAUUUCGUGAAACUGAUCUCGUGGUACGACAACGAGUUCGGUUACUCCAGCCGAGUGAUCGACCUGAUCAAGUUCAUGCAGAGCAAAGACAACUAAACAAGAUCUCGAGAGGUCGCUUCUAUUUCAUCCAUGUUCUUCUAGCUCCGGCCUCGCCGCACGGCGAGGCAGUCGCAGCACGGCCAUAUCACUGUAAGAAACUGCUGUAAAAAACGCUCCGUUUAACCAACUUAUUAUUAACCUGUAGCAGAGACGUAACGCGGAGUAAAGCGAGGGUAAAGCAGCGUACAUUCUUCCCGCGCAGUCGAUAGAGUCGUAGACAAAGCGAUGUAUUUUUGCCGCCAAUUGGAGUAACGAACGAGCAAACUCUACUGUUGAUCGUAUUUGAGAAUCCACGUGUAUCCAAUUUCUCGUAAAGAUUAAUUCCGAUGAAUUGCAACUUUGAUCAUGAACGUAUAACGCAAAUGUAUAACUUUGUGUAGCAAAGUUGAAAAAGUUGCGCAAAGUCAAAUUGAAGUAAAACUAGAAAGAAAUGUAUAACGAGAUCGUAUUUAAUUAAAUUCCGUUUUACUAAAUUUAUUACACGCGAUUUCCUAUUCAACAAGAACAAGAACAAACCUAAUUUCAAAUAUUUUAUCGCGAAUACAGGAUCCGCUGCACUUGGUUUGUCCUAUCCUAGGAUAGGAGCGUAUACUCACCCCUCAUCGUUCUCAUUCAUCCAUUCGAGGAAUGGAUCGGUCACAAGUUACUUGUAAUUUUCUUCUGUAUGCUUAACAUUAUUUUUUUCAGUCAUCCAGUGACAUCAAUAAAACUUGUUAUGAAACU